AUGACACGACCCAUCACCCUCUUCACCGGACAAUGGGCCGACAUGCCCCUCGCCGUCCUCGCCGAAAAAGCCGCAUCAUGGGGAUACACCGGCCUCGAACUCGCCUGCUGGGGUGACCACUUCGACAUCAAUCGCGCACUCUCCGAAGACUCCUACUGCCAAUUCCAACUCGACACCCUCGCAACCCACGGCCUCUCCUGCCACGCCAUCUCCAACCACCUCGUCGGACAAGCCGUCUCCGACCCCAUCGACUCACGACACCAAUCAAUCCUCCCCGAUCACAUCUGGGGAGACGGCGACCCCGCCGGCGUCCAACAACGCGCCGCCCAAAACAUGAUCGACGCCGCCCAAGCCGCCAGCAAACUCGGAGUCUCCGUCGUCAACGGCUUCACCGGAUCUCCCAUCUGGCACAAACUCUACUUCUUCCCACCAACCUCCGACCAAGACAUUAACGAGGGAUACCAACACUUCGCCUCCCAGUGGACACCCAUCCUCGACGCCUUCACCAAGCACAACAUCAAGUUCGCCCUCGAAGUCCACCCAACCGAGAUCGCCUACGACAUCAUCACCUUCCGCCGCGCGCUCAAAGCAGUGGGGGACCACCCCGCCUUCGGGAUCAACUUCGACCCCUCACAUCUGAUCUGGCAAGGACUCGAUCCCGUCCAGCUCAUCAACCACUUCCCCGACCGCAUCUUCCACGUCCACAUCAAAGACGCCGCCACCACCCUCGACGGCUCAAACUCCAUCCUCUCAAGCCACCUCUCCUUCGGACACCACCAACGAGGCUGGGACUUCCGCUCACCAGGACGAGGCGAUGUCGACUUCGAAUCCAUCAUCCGCGCCCUCAACCGCAUCAACUACCAGGGACCACUCAGCGUCGAAUGGGAAGACAGCGCCAUGGACCGCGAGCACGGCGCCGCUGAAGCCGCUGAGUUCGUCGCCAACCUCGACUUCCCAUCCAACAACCGAGGCGCCGGCGCCUUCAUCGGAGAAGUCCACCGCAAAGCCAUCGCCCUCGACAACACCGCGACCCUCGUCGCCGGCGCACUGUCCUCAACGCCUGAACGCUCCAAAGAAAGCGCCAGACAACUCGGUCUGUCCGAUGACCGAUCCUACGGUAGCUACCUAGAACUCCUCGAAAAUGAAUCCGCGCGCGACGACCGAGUGGAUUUCAUCGUCAUCGUCACGCCCAACGACACGCACUACCCCAUCGCCAAAGCCGCGCUUGAAGCAGGAUUCCACGUCGUCCUCGACAAACCCGCGACCCACACCGCUGAGCAAGCCGAAGAACUCCUGCAACUCGCUCGCUCCAGAUCCCUCCUCUGCUGCGUCACCUACAACUACACCGGAUACCCGAUGGUCCGCCAAGCCCGAGCCCUCAUCGAUUCAGGUGACCUCGGCCCUCUCCGCAAAGCAUUCGUCGAAUACCACCAAGGCUGGCUCGCAACCGACCUCGAAUCCUCCGGCCAGAAACAAGCAUCCUGGCGCGUCGACCCAACCAGAGCCGGACUCGCCGGAGCCCUCGGAGACAUCGGCACCCACGCCGAGAACCUCCUCGCGUUCAUCACCAAUCAAGAACCGCAAUCUGUGUACGCAACGCUCAAAGCCUUCGUCCCCAACCGCGCCCUCGACGACGACGCGAGCGUGAUGAUCAACUACGAAUCCGGCGCCCACGCCGUGCUCACCGCAUCACAGAUCUGCAUCGGAAAAUCCAACGCCCUGACCAUCCGAGUCCACGGCGAGCUCGGCUCAAUCGAAUGGAAUCAGGCGGCCCAGACCUCCACCAAGACGCCGAGCUCUCAUCACGCAUCCCCGCCGGACACCCCGAGGGAUACCUCGAAGCCUUCGCCAACAUCUACCGCGGAGUCGCCGACCACAUACACGCGCUGCACAACGACACUGAGCCAUCACGCCUCGCCCAACUCAUCCCAACCUUGA
Symbiodinium sp. CCMP2592 is the source of this 1938-nucleotide messenger RNA. NCBI's taxonomy places the organism in Eukaryota, Dinophyceae, Suessiales, Symbiodiniaceae. The record is from the annotation of a GenBank genome assembly.